AUGGCUUCAGUGAAAACUCUAAACGUCUCGAAGCAAACAACUGGCAUUUCAUAUACUACUAUUGCUCUUGCAUUAUAUAUAAACAAUCGACGGGAAAUAUCACCAAAAAUUAAUAUUGAAUGGAAAGAUGCUAAAUUGAGCACUAAGAAUGUCGAAUUAGUGAUAGAAAACCAGGUUAUUACAGGAACAAGUACUAUCAUUAGGUAUCUUGCCAGAGAAUAUAAAUCCUUGGAAUUAUAUGGAUCAAAUGCGAUCUCUACUACAUUGAUUGAUCAUUGGAUAGAUUUUGCGUCAAAUACUCUUAAUUCUCAAGACUACAAACAACUUGAAUCAGGAUUUGAUGAAUUAAAUCAUCAUCUUACACUUCGUACUUAUUUUGUUGGCUAUAAGCUUACUUUGGCCGAUAUUAUUAUUUGGGGCACAUUAAAAAAUUCUGCUGUAUUCAAUCGUCUAUUGAAAACCGGCAAAAAUGUGGGUACACAUCUCGCUCGUUGGUUUUCUCAUAUUAAUACUAUGUCAUAUAUUCAAGAAACAAUCGCAUGGGUGCAACAAAAUUCUACUAACGAAACUAAAAGUCGUUCUGAGGGACCUAACAUGAAUAUUGGAUUGGUUGAUGCGAAAAUCGGACAAGUUGUGACAAGAUUUCCACCAGAACCUAGUGGUUAUCUCCAUAUUGGCCACGCAAAAGCUGCAAUGCUUAACCAAUAUUUUGCACAAUUAUAUCAAGGAAAAUUGAUUGUGCGCUUUGAUGAUACUAACCCUACAAAGGAAAAAGCAGAAUUUGAAGAAUCUAUCAAAGAGGAUCUUACACUGUUAGGAAUCCAUGCUGAUCAAAUUACUUAUACUUCAGAUCAUUUUGACGAGUUGUACGAAUAUGCUUUAAAAAUAAUUACGAAAGGAUUAGCAUAUGUUGACGAUACUGACGUCGCAACGAUGCGUGAACAACGCAUGGAUGGUAUUGUUUCUAAAUCUCGUGACUUAUCUGUUGAAGAAAAUCUGAAACGAUUUCAGGAGAUGAAAGAGGGAACUGAGUUUGGUCUCACUUGCUGCUUGCGCGCUAAAAUUGAUAUGAGUAAUCCAAAUAAAGCGUUACGCGAUCCAGUCAUAUACCGUUGCAAUUUAUUGGAACAUCAUCGAACUGGAAAUAAAUGGAAACUUUACCCUACUUACGAUUUUGCAUGUCCAAUAGUUGAUUCAAUAGAAGGAGUCACCCAUGCAUUAAGAACAAAUGAAUAUCACGAUCGUAAUGCUCAGUAUUAUUGGAUUCUUGAUGCUUUGGAAUUACGAAAAGUUCAUAUUUGGGAUUUUAGCCGAAUGAAUUUUAUUUAUACAUUAUUGUCAAAACGUAAGCUACAAUGGUUUGUCGAUCAAAAAAUUGUUUCUGGAUGGGAUGAUCCACGAUUUCCAACUGUUCGUGGCAUUCGUCGACGUGGAUUGACCGUCGAAGCGCUGAAACAAUAUAUUCUCAUGCAAGGUGCUUCGCAAAAUGAUGUGAUGCUCGAAUGGGACAAAUUAUGGGCUCUCAACAAAAAAAUAAUUGAUCCUAUAGCCCCAAGACACACGUCAAUCCUUAGUGAUAAUAUAGUCAAGACCAAGAUAUUAGGAGGCCCUGAGAAACCAUAUGAGAAAGAGAUACCAAAGCAUAAGAAAAAUCCUGAUGUCGGAACAAAACAUACUACCUUUGCAUCAAAUAUUCUAAUAGAGCAAGAAGACGCAAAAACUUUUGAGAUUGGUGAAGAGAUUACAUUGAUGGAUUGGGGCAAUGCUAUAGUCAAAGCCAUUAAUAAAUUCGAGGAAAACCCCGAAAUUGUUAAAACACUCGAAUUACAACUUCACCUCGAAGGUGACUUCAAAAAAACGAAAAAGAAAAUCACAUGGUUGGCCGAAACCGCCAGCAUUAUCGAAGUAACUCUGCUAGAUUAUGAUUACCUUAUCAAUAAGAAAAAACUCGAAGACGGAGAUGAUGUGAAAGAUUACGUGACAAAAACAACUGAAUUCCGCGCAACAGCUUUUGCUGAUGCAAAUGUUAGACAUUUAAAGAAAGGAGAAACUAUUCAAUUUGAGCGUCGUGGAUAUUAUAUUGUGGACGUUGAAGCAGCAACAACCCUAAUUCGUAUUCCCGAUGGGAAAGCCACAAUGAUGGCCUCAAAAGCGACAGGUGAUGUGAAUACAACUGUGAUCUCGAAUACAUCGGUGAUCUCUACCUCUUUUACUUCUAAUAUCAAAAUGUAUAAUAUCCGUAAUAUAUAUGGCGAGAUAUCUCUUCCAAAGCCUGAAGAGGUAUCCAAAAUGUAUAUUGUAUAA
Messenger RNA from Ambispora gerdemannii, 2304 nucleotides. NCBI's taxonomy places the organism in Eukaryota, Fungi, Glomeromycota, Glomeromycetes, Archaeosporales, Ambisporaceae. The record is from the annotation of a GenBank genome assembly.